Molecule: messenger RNA, 1449 nt
Organism: Cladophialophora psammophila CBS 110553
Lineage: Eukaryota; Fungi; Ascomycota; Eurotiomycetes; Chaetothyriales; Herpotrichiellaceae
Exons: 1
Coding region: 1-1449 (482 amino acids)
Biological process (GO): protein monoubiquitination; protein import into peroxisome matrix
Cellular component (GO): peroxisomal membrane; peroxisomal importomer complex
Molecular function (GO): zinc ion binding; ubiquitin-protein transferase activity; protein binding
Source: RefSeq, a predicted model, not a curated record
AUGGAAUACCUCUCGACCCUGCAGUCGCCAGUCGACGACCUCAAACCGUCGCUGUUCGAACUGCUCUCGGAGCAACAGCUCUCGUCGCUCCUCCCGCCCACGAUCCGGUAUCUGCUCGCCCUGCUGACCCACCGGUACCCGCGCUACCUGCUGCGCAUCCUGAACAACUACGACGAGGUGUACGGGCUCCUGUCCCUCGUGGUCGAGAAGUACUACCUCGAACACUUCGGGGGCAGCUUCACCGAGAACUUCUACGGCCUGAAGAGGGAGAGGGUGCUCAGUGUGCGCGGCGGCGAGGUCAAAAGGACCCAGGUCGCCGUCCCCGCCGAGGUCAGGGAGCGGCUGAAGCUCAAGGGCUGGGAUGUGUGGAAGAACCUCGCCGUGCUGGUCGGCAUACCCUACUUGAAGAGGAAGUUGGAUGAGAGUUAUGAUAUACAUAUUGCGCCGUCGGCCGGUUUGCUGAUGAGUGGUGGAGGCGGGUUGGGAGGAGUUGAAGGAAGGAGGUAUUUGGAUCGAGAUGCAUUGCCGCCAAACCCAACAGUCAAACAACGGAUUAUGCGGUACUACAAGUGGUUCCUGCGGCACGUCUACCCGAGUUUAAAUGCAGCAUACUAUUUCAGCAUCUUGGCCUUUAGCUUGGGAUACCUGUUUGACGGGACUAAAUACUCAAGCCCAUUUCUGUGGAUGGUCAGGACCAGGAUGAGGAGGAUGGGUGCGGCGGAUCAGCAGGCCAUUGAUGCGGCGAGAGAGGCUGCUGAUAAAGCUGUCGCCGCCGGCGCUGCUGGGAGACCGGGACAAGGGCUAAGCGGCAUCUUCAAUCCACGGACAAUGUAUCCCCGGCUGUUGUCAAGUUUGAGGAUUCUCUUGCCGACGAGUAUCUUCGCAUUGAAGUUCUUGGAAUGGUGGCAUGCCAGUGAUUUCUCUCGGCAGUUGACCAGAAAAGCUGCAGAAGGGUUGGAAUUGCCGCCUCCGAUUGUCUCGGGGAUGGAACUCGCCCGAAAGAUCAUGGCAGAGCAACGAGGUCCCCUGCGCACGUUGACGACAAAGAACGCGACGGCGAAACGGAGUCCGCCCGUGUCGAACAUCACUUUCCUUCCGAUCUUCACAGUCCCGCCGCCACCGUCGAGCGACCUCUGUCCCAUUUGUCUCCAUCCCAUCUCGACAGCAGCCGCGUGUCAGACUGGAUAUGUUUUCGACUACAAGUGUAUAUUCCAGUGGAUUGAAGGGACGCAUGAGCGACAGGAGGCGUUUAUGAGAGGUGAAAAAAUGAGCGAGUGGGAGGAUGAUGACGAGGAAGAACACGACGAACACGGACAGGCCGAGGGCGAGUCGAAGAAAAAAGAGCACUACAGUCGUGAGGGAAGCUGGGAAAGCGGGAAGGGAAGGUGUGCCAUCACCGGCAGACGAGUCCUCGGCGGUACGAGCGGGUUACGCAGAGUCAUGGUUUGA